Cornus florida is the source of this 861-nucleotide messenger RNA. RefSeq lists its product as uncharacterized. The transcript has a single exon. Lineage: Eukaryota; Viridiplantae; Streptophyta; Magnoliopsida; Cornales; Cornaceae. The record is from RefSeq and is a predicted model, not a curated record. The coding region runs from base 1 to 861 and encodes 286 amino acids.
AUGAUGUGGUUAGAUUAUCGGCUUCCAAAUGGGCCUUUGCUCAAUCAGAUCAACUUUAAUGAUGGGGAAAUUCUUCAACUGGACUUGAGAGUCAAAAUUGAUAGGCUAAUUUCUUUGAAUCAUUGGGUUGUACCUGACUCACUUGCUCGCAUUCCCUUCUUUCAAUCACUGAACUUUCACACUAAACUAAAUGAACUGCCUAACCCUUCCACUAAUGCUGAUACAGUUUUAUGGUUACCUUCACCUAGCUGCAAUUUCUCCCUUGCUCAUACAAUCAAAUACCUCCUCCUUCCCACUUUCAUUUUCCCAUGGCACAAGACCAUUUGGUUUAAACAUCAUAUUCCCAAGCAUAGCUUUAUUGCUUGGUUAACAACAAAAGGAAGACUUUAUACUCUUGACAGAAAACCUAUGAAGCACAAACAUCACGCCAAUGCUUGCUUUCUUAGCCUAGCCAACAAUGAAUCCUUGGACCAUCUAUUCUUCCGGUGUGAGUUCUCAAAGGUGGUGUGGUCAUUCAUUCAACACACAAUUGGGUUGUACAUUCAGCCAUCUAGUUGGAAAGAACUGAUCUUAUGGUGUUUUGCUCAUUGGAGUGCUAAUGAUUUUCUGGUGCAUAAGCUACUACUCUCUGCUGCUUUCUACUUUCUAUGGAUGGAAAGAAAUAAUAGGGCCUUCAGGAAAACAUCCUCAUCCCCAACCUCAGUCAUUUCUCAGAUUAAGAAAUGUUUAAAAGGAAGACUAGCCUUAAUUAAGCUAAAGAAUGCUUCUAAUAUGAGGAAUGUUAGGAGACUUAAAGACUUGCAGAAACUGUUCUUGGAUGGAUGCAGCUAUGCCUGUGCUCAGGCUCUAACUGUCCCUUAA